Molecule: messenger RNA, 484 nt
Organism: Phaethon lepturus (White-tailed tropicbird)
Lineage: Eukaryota; Metazoa; Chordata; Aves; Phaethontiformes; Phaethontidae
Product: creatine kinase S-type, mitochondrial-like
Exons: 3
Coding region: 31-375 (114 amino acids)
Biological process (GO): phosphocreatine biosynthetic process
Cellular component (GO): mitochondrion
Molecular function (GO): creatine kinase activity
Source: RefSeq, a predicted model, not a curated record
AGAUUAAUUAAAGAACGGGGCUGGGAGUUCAUGUGGAAUGAACGUCUCGGAUAUGUUCUGACCUGUCCUUCCAACCUGGGAACUGGUUUACGUGCUGGAGUCCAUGUUAAGCUGCCCAGGCUUAGCAAGGAUCCCAGGUUUCCAAAGAUCCUGGAGAACUUGCGCCUACAAAAGCGUGGCACUGGUGGAGUGGACACGGCAGCUGUAGCAGAUGUGUAUGAUAUCUCCAACCUGGACCGCAUGGGUCGCUCGGAGGUGGAGCUAGUCCAGAUUGUCAUUGACGGGGUCAAUUACCUAGUUGACUGCGAGAAGAAACUGGAAAGAGGUCAAGACAUCAAAGUGCCACCACCGUUGCCUCAGUUUGGCAGGAAGUGAUCUUGCUGCUGAUGGCUGGCAACUAAUGGAAAAUAUGGCUGCCGUUCAGACAGAAAGGCACCUCUGUAUAUCUCUGUAUAAAUAGCUUGUGUAAUAAAACACUACCUGA